Molecule: messenger RNA, 525 nt
Organism: Sabethes cyaneus
Lineage: Eukaryota; Metazoa; Arthropoda; Insecta; Diptera; Culicidae
Gene: l(3)87Df
Product: cytochrome c oxidase assembly protein COX20, mitochondrial
Exons: 3
Coding region: 66-437 (123 amino acids)
Biological process (GO): mitochondrial respiratory chain complex IV assembly
Cellular component (GO): mitochondrion; mitochondrial inner membrane
Source: RefSeq, a predicted model, not a curated record
UCGAUAAGUUUUUACUAGAUUUUUUAUAAAAUUGUUGCAAUAAUUCGCUGUAAAACAAGAGUAUAAUGGAAAACAAAAAGUCAGAUUUCGACGAACUUCUACCAGACCCUGGUUCGGAGCGUAGCAUUGUACUGUUCGGGCGAGACCUCAGCCAAAUUCCGUGUUUCCGCAGCAGUUUCCUGUACGGUAUAAGCAUCGGGAUGGCCACGGGGUUUGUUGCUUUUAUGAGAACGUCCCGGCCGCAACUGUCAACGCACAUUGGUUUCGGCACUUUCAUGGGUACCACGCUGUGCUACUGGUUCACGUGCCGCUACAAAUGGUCUAGACAGGAAACGGAUGUUGCACUACUGCAGAAACUUAUGCAACAGCAGUCAGUGUACGAAGGCAGCGCCAUGGAACGAGAAUUGGAUCAAAAAAUUAAGACCGAUUCCGUGUAGAUUAUCAGCAAAAGAUGUUACAAUUUCUUGUGGCAAAAAUAAAAUACUUGUAUUAUUUUCUCUGAUGUCAAUUUAUUCUGGUAAUUGU